Messenger RNA from Dreissena polymorpha, 579 nucleotides. RefSeq lists its product as uncharacterized. The transcript has 2 exons. Lineage: Eukaryota; Metazoa; Mollusca; Bivalvia; Myida; Dreissenidae. Bases 1 to 579 code for a protein of 192 amino acids. The record is from RefSeq and is a predicted model, not a curated record.
AUGCUAAAAGUACGUGUCAACGGACAGUACAGCGAGGAAUUUGGAGUUGGAGUAGGGGUGCAUCAGGGUUCUGUUCUCAGUCCCCUGCUUUUCAUCCUAGUCCUUGAGGCUCUGUCUAGGGAAUUCCGCACCGGGGUUCCAUGGGAGCUCCUCUACGCUGAUGAUCUUGCUGUGAUUGCAGACUCACUGGAGGAGUGUCUCUUCAUUUUGAAAUGUUGGAAGGAUGGUAUAGAAAGCAAUGGGCUGAGGGUCAAUAUGAAGAAGACAAAGCUCUUGAUCACCGGUCCUGGACUGAAUCUCCUACUUGACGCUGGAGCAUAUCCCUGUGCGGUACGUAGGAGUGGAGUGGGAGUGAACUCCGUUGAGUGCACCAAGUGCAAACUGUGGGUGCACAAAAAGUGCAGUGGCAUAAAGGGAAGGAUCACCAGCAUCCCGGACUAUGUAUGUCUGAGAUGCCUGGACCAGGCACGUCCAAUUGAUGGAAGACCAGUUACCAAGGUGGUCGUCGAUGGCUCACAGCUGGAUGAUGAGGACAGCUUCUGCUAUCUGGGUGACACGCUAUGUGCUAGGGGAGGCUGA